UCUCCAAGUUCAGGGGCUGACUACACUUACAAUUCAGAGCCAUUCCUGAAAAGCUCUGUUUCCACCGAACCGAGGUGGGGAUUCAUAUUUGAACCUGCUGACCCAAUAAACAGAUAAAGAACUUGAAUUUUCGGUUUUUUGUUCGUUGACUUUCAUGGCUUCCAAUGCUUCGGUGGGGAAUACAUGUCCGCCUCCAAUGAAGGCCACAUCAAACGGUGCGUUCCAGGGGGACAGUCCUUUACAUUUUGCACUGCCUCUCGUUAUUUUGCAGAUAUGUAUUGUAGUUAUAGCCACUCGGGGUCUUGCCUAUCUUAUGAAGCCAUUGAGACAGCCACGAGUCAUUGCGGAGAUUGUUGGCGGAAUCCUACUCGGGCCAUCAGCUCUGGGGCGGAACAAAAGUUAUCUCCAGGCAAUAUUUCCACCGAAGAGUAUCACUGUGUUGGACACCUUAGCAAACCUCGGUCUCCUAUUCUUUCUAUUCCUUGCAGGGCUAGAGAUAGAUCCUAAAUCUAUUCGUCAGACUGGAAAACAAGCCCUUGCCAUUGCCGUAGCAGGAAUAACCCUCCCAUUUGCAUUAGGAAUAGGUUCAUCAUUUGUCCUCCGAGAAACCAUAGCCAAGGGGGUAGAUGCUACUGCAUUUCUUGUGUUCAUGGGUGUGGCCCUUUCGAUAACUGCUUUCCCUGUUUUAGCUCGUAUUCUGGCUGAGUUGAAACUCUUGACCACCGACAUUGGAAGAAUGGCUAUGUCGGCUGCAGCAGUUAAUGAUGUGGCCGCCUGGAUUCUACUGGCUCUUGCUGUUGCCCUAUCUGGCAGUAACCAAUCUCCCCUUGUUCCACUAUGGGUCUUCUUGUCCGGGUGUGCGUUUGUUAUUUGUGCAAUUCUCAUUGUUCCUCCAAUCUUCAAAUGGAUGUCUCAACAAUGUCAAGAAGGUGAACCUGUUGACGAGAUCUACGUAUGCGCUACACUAACUGCUGUUCUGGCUGCUGGUUUUAUUACUGAUACAAUUGGAAUUCAUGCCAUGUUUGGUGCUUUUGUGGUCGGAGUUCUUGUACCGAAGGAGGGGCCAUUUGCAGGUGCUCUUGUGGAAAAAGUAGAAGAUCUCGUGUCUGGUCUCUUUCUGCCGUUGUACUUUGUGUCCAGUGGACUGAAGACUAAUGUUGCCACAAUUCAGGGGCUUCAGUCGUGGGGUCUUUUGGUUUUGGUCAUAUUUACUGCCUGUUUCGGGAAGAUUUUUGGGACUAUUGUGGUGUCUCUUUCCUGCAAAUUGCCUGUCCGCGAGGCUUUAGCUCUGGGGUUCCUGAUGAACAGUAAAGGCUUGGUGGAACUCAUUGUCCUCAACAUUGGCAAAGACAGAAAGGUCUUGAAUGACCAGACUUUUGCCAUUAUGGUUCUAAUGGCUCUGUUUACCACAUUUAUCACCACGCCUCUUGUCGUUGCUGUUUAUAAGCCAGCGAAAAGGGGAAGAAUGGCUGAUUACAAGCAUAAGACAAUUGAAAGGAAAAAUACGAACACUCAACUAAGGAUCUUGGCCUGUUUUCAUAGUGCAAGAAACAUUCCAUCCAUAAUAAAUCUGCUUGAGGCCUCACGAGGCACAAACAAGCGCGAAGGCCUUUGUGUCUAUGCAAUGCACCUCAAGGAGCUCUCUGAGAGGUCAUCAGCUAUAUUAAUGGUACACAGGGCAAGAAGAAACGGGUUACCCUUCUGGAAUAAGGGCCAGCAAUCAAAUUCUGACAGCGUGGUUGUGGCAUUUGAGGCAUACCAACAGCUGAGCCGGGUGUCCAUCAGGCCAAUGACUGAAAUAUCUUCAACAUCUGAUAUGCACGAGGACAUUUGUGCCACCGCUGAGAGCAAAAGAGCUGCAAUCGUAAUUCUUCCAUUCCAUAAGCACCAGAGGCUAGAUGGUACACUAGAGACUACCCGAAAUGACUUUCGCUUUGUUAACCAGAGGGUUCUUCAGUAUGCACCUUGCUCAGUUGGAAUUCUGGUCGAUCGUGGUCUUGGUGGAGCUACCCACAUUGCUGCAAGCAACGUUUCUUAUUUCAUCACAGUUCUCUUCUUUGGGGGUCGUGAUGACCGUGAAGCCCUUGCCUAUGGUGCUCGUAUGGCUGAGCACCCCGGCAUCAGUUUAAUGGUCAUUCGCUUCCUAGUGGAACCCGAGCUUGCGGGGGAGAUAUCUAGGAUUAAUAUUGAUGGCAAUGCUAGAACCAAAGUGGGAUCAGUAGAUGAGGAAUUCCUCACUGAGUUCAAGCAGAAAAUCGCUAAGGAUGACUCCGUCACAUACGAAGAGAAGGCAGUCAGAAAUGAGGCACAGACAAUUUCUGUGAUUCGCGAGAUAGGCCGGUGCCAUCUGUUUCUGGUGGGGCGAACACCUGAUGGUGAAGUAGCCUUAGCUUUAAAUAGGAGGAGUGAGUGUCCGGAACUUGGUCCUGUUGGGAGCUUGUUAAUUUCACCAGAUUUAUCUACAUCAGCGUCCGUCUUGGUGGUGCAACAGUACAAUGGUCAGGUAUCGUUGGAUUUGCCCUCGGAGAUGGAGGAAGAGUCACCUGAAAGAGACUGAGAUCGGCCUAGGUGGAUUUCGAAUGUCUUGAGUGACCUUCAGAUUUCUGUACAAGUUAAUGUUCCAGGCAUUCAAAGUUUAGGCUCUCAUCUAAUAAUCAUAGUAGUGUCCUACAAAGUCAGGGAAUUUAGUUGUCGCGAAGUCUUUGUUACGGUUUCAUUAUCUUCAUGGUAACUCACAGAUUCAUAUUUCAGUCCUUUUCAAGAAUAAAUUGUCUCCAUUUUAUC
Malus domestica (apple) is the source of this 2784-nucleotide messenger RNA. RefSeq names its product cation/H(+) antiporter 18-like. NCBI's taxonomy places the organism in Eukaryota, Viridiplantae, Streptophyta, Magnoliopsida, Rosales, Rosaceae. Gene Ontology annotation, molecular function: antiporter activity. Gene Ontology annotation, cellular component: endomembrane system; membrane. Gene Ontology annotation, biological process: proton transmembrane transport; regulation of pH. The record is from RefSeq and is a predicted model, not a curated record.